Harpia harpyja (harpy eagle) is the source of this 1371-nucleotide messenger RNA. RefSeq names its product transmembrane BAX inhibitor motif containing 4 (gene TMBIM4). The record is from RefSeq and is a predicted model, not a curated record. Gene Ontology annotation, biological process: negative regulation of apoptotic process. Gene Ontology annotation, cellular component: membrane. The transcript is spliced from 7 exons. Bases 106 to 822 code for a protein of 238 amino acids. NCBI's taxonomy places the organism in Eukaryota, Metazoa, Chordata, Aves, Accipitriformes, Accipitridae.
UCGACGGAGGGCCCUGCUCGGCGGUGCGGAGUGCGACUGUCUCUGCCGGCAGCGGGGCGGUUGUCGCCGGUGCUGGGGGAGGAGGAGGCGGCGGCGGCGGCGGCCAUGGCGGCGGAGCAGCAGUUCUACCCGCGGAGCUCCAUCGAAGAUGACUUCAACUAUGGCAGCAACGUGGCCUCGGCCAGCGUCCAUAUCCGCAUGGCUUUUCUACGCAAAGUCUACAGCAUUCUUUCCAUUCAAGUUCUUUUGACCACAGUCACAUCUGCAAUUUUUCUGUACUCUACUGGAGUGCAGGCAUUCGUUCAUGAAAGGCCUGCCUUGCUUUUGAUAUCUGCAUUUGGAUCUUUGGCUAUAAUCGUGGCACUGACCCUCUACAGACAUCAGCAUCCUGUUAACUUAUACCUGCUUUUUGGAUUUACCCUACUGGAAGCACUGACAGUUGCCAUUACAGUGAGUUUCUAUGAUGUGUCCAUCGUGUUGCAAGCCUUUAUUCUUACUACUGCUGUAUUUCUUGGACUGACCGCAUAUACCUUGCAGUCAAAAAGAGACUUCAGCAAAUUUGGAGCAGGCCUCUUCGCUUGUUUGUGGAUUUUAAUCUUCUCGGGUUUCUUGAGGCUGUUUUUCUAUAGUGAGACGAUGGAGUUGGUGUUUGCUGCUGCUGGAGCUCUUCUGUUCUGUGGAUUUAUUAUUUAUGACACGCAUUUGCUCAUGCACAAAUUAUCCCCUGAAGAAUAUAUAUUGGCUGCAAUCAAUCUCUACUUGGACAUCAUCAAUCUGUUCUUACACCUGCUGCGUUUACUGGAGGCAUUUAAUAAAAAAUAGUCAAAAGCGGUGUUGUUUGACUAUCGCGUAUAUAAAGUUAAGCGUUUGAAUGAUCUGCAGACUAUGUAGUUCUGUCUUCUGGAGACUGAAUCUUUAUUACUUUUUCAUUCCAUGAAUACUGAUCCCUUCUUGGGGGAAAAAAAAAAAAAAGGCUUUUUUAUGUAGCUAAGGUUCUUCUCUAGAAUAUAUAUUUUAUGUAGUUAACAUGCUGUCAUCAUUUCAGUCACUUUUUUUAAUCAGUUAAUUUCCACUUGACAUAAUUCAUGAUUAAAAUGUUUGCCAACUUCUGAUUGCUCCAGAGUGAGCCUCUCUCUCUGCUAUUCUGUAGCUGCUGGAAAUGUUUCCUUUGGGAUUGUAAGUGUGUGUACCGCAUAAGGGUAGCCUGAGCUGAUCAUUGUGCGAUGUUUUACUGAGCUGAAUUUUUUUUCUAGUUUUUGUUUGGCAAAAUGGAAUGCUGUCUCUAACAGGGAUGCUCUGUUCUUGUGGAGGGCUGUCAGAUUGUUAUGUAAACCGGGAGGGCGUUAAAACAAUUAAAGGGAGUGUUCUUUA